AUUUCAAAUUCAAAACGGGUAUACAUUUCAUCUGUGCACAAAAUGGCUGUUUUGAAAGAAUGAAACCAACAAACCUUGGUUGUCUUUCGCACACAAAAUUCAAUUUCAUGAAAAUUUACUCUAAAUGAAUGACUUUUGCUGUUUCCUUUCACCUUGGCUAGUUCCACUCAUAUCAUUUUCACGAGACCAUAUCGGUAUUUUUGAAAUAUUUGUUGCAUUCAAUAGCUUUUUUUCCCUUAAAAUUUAAUUUUUACCUUUUUUUUUUUUUUUCAUACUUUUUUUUUUGUCCCCCCCCUACCAUUUUUAAAAACUAGCCCUUAGAAGCAUCCCCCUCUCUAUGCCUUGAGAGCACGUUUAUGGCCCUUGAGUCGGCCCAACUGCCCGGACGUUAAUUUGUGUUUUGCUGUGUUCACGCUCGAGAGGCCUUCAAUGGGAUGCACUUUUUAUGUGUCAGGCGCACUGCAGAGAAUGUGCCGGAAAUGGUGGACCCAGGUCACGCACGCAGACACAAGCAUGUGCCUGUGUUUACUCUUUAACACUAAAUGGGCAUAGGCUCCUGUACUAUAUCCCCUUGCUGUAUAUGUAUGUAUAUAUACAUAUAUAUGUCUGUGUGUGUGUAGAUGUUUCUUAAUUCAGUAUUUUUUUUAUUAUUUCCAGACUAUUUUUGAACCAAAGAAGACUUUUAAAAAUGUUUGCCCCUAUUUUUUUUUUAUAGCUUAUAGAAGCAUUUCUUUCACGUUAUUUUUAUAUAUUUUUUUGCUGGUGACUUGUAAAAAUGAUUUGAAGUGUAUUUGAAUGUCUCCUUCUCAAAGAGUUCAUCGAGGAAACAAUUUAAGAAGGCGUUACAUUGAACAUAAAGGAAAUCUAUUUUAACUAAAAUUUUAGGGCGAUUUGGGGAAUACGGGACGUUAAAAAUUAAAUAUUUUGGUCAUUUUCUUGUAAAAAGGUUUAUUUCGUGUAGUUCCGCUGACUAGCGAUAGGGGGUGGCAAAGCAUUGGCUGUCUACUAUGGUGAGUCAUCCCUAAAAAUCGGUUGUGGUUUUUCAAAUAGGACCAAUAGUGGCGCUUUAUUCAAUCUAAUAUCCAAUGACAAUAAUGUAAUUUUGUGUUGACAAGCUACAGAGCAAACCACCAGCGCACAACUUUGGCUUGUGUUCCUGUUCCACAUGCAAUAAUGGGGGUCCUUCCUCCCGCUCUCCACGGUGCUGAGACACUUUCUGAGGUCGCUGUCUGCGGUGCUGAUUCAGCGCUAAACAAACCGGAAGUGGUAAAAGGACUGGCAACCAUUCGAAAAACUGUCCAGCUCACGUGUCAUGGUCCACAAAGAUUAGUAUGCAUUGGACAGCAUGAAUAGGGACAGUUACCCUUUCCAGUUUCAACUCGUCUUUUGGCUUUGCCCCCUUAGCAAAAAAAAAAAAAAAAAAAAAAAUCCAAAACAUUCUAUCUUUUUCUUAUUGCUGUUUGUUACUAUAAAACUUUUUUUCACCGAUUUUUGUAUAUAUUUUUCUUAUGCUUUACAAACUUGAAAAUUGUUUUAAAAUUAUUAAUUCUUCCAGCUUUUUCAGACAGUUUUCAUUAACUAUUGGAAGUAUUCUGAUUUUUGUAAAAAAAAAUAAAAUAAAACAUUUUUACCUCAUUUGUGCAUGCUUUAAAAUGGCCAUAAAAUCCGAAAUAUUGUGGCAAUCGUUUUGAUAUUGUCAGAUAUUUAAGUGACCAUAAGUAGAGAUGUCCAGAUACAUUUUGGUGACGAGUGAUUACAGUUUUGUGGCAUUAAGUGACGUUAAGGUUUUUCUAAAUAGUGAGUAUUUCGACUCGCUGGCGGCCCGCCUGGUCUCCAGGAGACUUCAGGGAAACGUCUCCGCAACCGGCGAUUGGCCAUCAAGUUGCCAACGAGAUAUGGGGAAUUAAUGCUAACACACAAUGCAAAGCACCAUAGACGGGCUACCGACAAUAUUGUAGAGUGCUAUUUUUAUUAUUAAAAAAUACACGAACAUUUUGUUUUUUUGCGGCGCCGGAAAAAAUUAAUGACGUUUGCAAUGAAUUCAGUUGGGAAAGAUGACAUGAGAUAAGAACCAUUAUUGAAUUUUUGGUAGCCAUACAUACAGUAAAGUACUUUAUUGAGGUAUUUAUCAGGGCUAAAAGCACAGCAAAGGAAGGGAGCGGAAAGCAAGGGAAAGGAGGAGGGGCAAAAAGAGAGAGACGGAAAGGAGGAGGAGGAUGAGAUGGAGUGAGAGAGCGAGAGAGGGAGGGGCCGAGUCUACCGUGGCGGAAACCCGGACGACGAUGAGCUCGACGUGAAAGCGAGUUCACGAUGCUUUAAAAAAAAAAAAAAAGACAAUCUCUCUCUGUCUAUUUUCUUUUUAUCUUUUUUUUUUCUUUAACCAUCUGACUCAAGGUUUUUCUGUUUUGUUUUUUUUGUUGUUGCUAUCUUUGCUGCUUGUGACGACGACGACGAGGAGGAGACGUGCACGCAGGUGUGAGUGUGUCUGAAGCCCGAAAGGCGGCGGAGCCAGAAUGCCGGAGCAGAGCAACGACUACCGCGUGGUGGUGUUCGGGGCGGGCGGCGUCGGGAAGAGCUCCCUGGUGCUGCGCUUCGUCAAGGGCACCUUCCGCGACACCUACAUCCCCACCGUGGAGGACACGUACCGCCAGGUGAUCAGCUGCGACAAGAGCGUGUGCACGCUGCAGAUCACCGACACCACCGGGAGCCACCAGUUCCCCGCCAUGCAGCGCCUGUCCAUCUCCAAGGGACACGCCUUCAUCCUGGUCUACUCCAUCACCAGCAAGCAGUCGCUGGAGGAGCUCAAGCCCAUCUACCAACAGGUGCUGGCCAUCAAGGGCAACGUGGAGGCCAUCCCCAUCAUGCUGGUCGGCAACAAAAGCGACGAGACCCAGCGAGAGGUGGACACCAAGGACGGCGAGGCGCAGGCCAGCCAGUGGAAGUGCGCCUUUAUGGAGACGUCGGCCAAGACCAACCACAACGUCACCGAGCUCUUCCAGGAGCUCCUCAACCUGGACAAGAAGCGCAACAUGAGCCUCAACAUCGACGGCAAGCGCUCGGGGAAGCAGUCGCGCGCCGAGAGACUGAAGGGCAAGUGCAGCGUCAUGUAAACCGCGACCACGACUCAAACAGGAAUCUCCCGUCAUUCGCAUCCUCCUCCCAAUCACGACUCGGCGGUAGUUUCGUACCGCUGGUCAGAGCGUCCGAAGGGAUCGUCCAAUCCGCCCAACACAUAAACCCAUCGCGUAGACAAGCUAGAUGUAAAAGAACUCGGUUUUCCUGUGAGGUGGGAGAGAAUGAACGCCACACAAGAAGGAUGUAAAUAAAUGCCAUUUACAACCAGAUUCCCAUUCCCCAUACAACAACUCACAGACAACCCAAAACUACGACAAUGUUCUCUAGUCAUUUAUCACCCAAAGUGGUAAACGCACACGCCGCACGACGCAACGAUCCUUUUAAGACUCUCCUGAAAGCGGGAUGGAUUUACGGAACAUCGGGAAACCGGAGCGCUCCAGCGGCCUCGUCUCACCUUGCUUGCUUUUUCCUCGAGACGAACGAUUCAGGGGAAUGAUUAUUGCCAAACUGGUGAGACUCAAAAGGGAAUUUGGGAGUUUUGAAGGUCAAGAAUGUCCAGGGUUUUUUUUUUGGGAUGCUUUAAGUCAAAACACGUACACACACACACACACACACACACACAAAAGAAAAACAAGCACACAUAAGUAUGACAAAAAAAGAUGGAUGUAUAUUUAUUUUGCUGGUGCAACCUGAAUCUGUAAUUUUUUUGUCACUUCCUCCUCUCGCACUCAUCCACAUAUCAUUAGUCUAGUUUACACAGACACCCUGCAAAAUGGCCACUUUCACACCGCGACACGGCAUCCCAUCCUCAGGUCGUGAGAUGACAUCAAUGCGAGCGUCUGGUGUGAAAUAUAAAAUAGUUGUAAUUUAAUUUCACACAGAGAUCCCACAAAUGUGCAACAUCUGAGCCAUAACAGAAGACUCGGCAUUUGUCUGCUUUUACUUUGUACCCAGAAACCCACCAAAUAGGAUUUAAAAAAAAAAAAAAAAAAAAAAAGGAUACUGCCCCAGCAGCGUAUGCUUUCACAGCGCAUCUGUUGUAAUGUAUAAAAUAGUUGUCAGAUAGCGACCGUUGCUUUCGACACAACAGGAUGAGAGGAGUGAGUGCUAAAAUUUCACAUCACACGUAAAAUUAUACGUAACAGAAGACCUGAUCGAGCAUUUUACACAGAACCCAGCGAAAGUGGUAUAGGAAAUUGUCGCAACUGUGUGUGCUUUCACACAGAGAUACAGCAGGGCUUCCAACAAAACGUAAGUGUUCAACUUCACACCCCUGUCCCUGCAUUGUGUAACAUCUUUACACAAGGGCGUUGUUACUGUUUGAGUCUUUUUCAUACUGAGAUCUCGCAAAAUUGCCGCAUCAGAAAUCCAGCAUUUGUCCUCUUUGCCUUUUACACAGAACCUGGCAAAACGUGGGAUAUUACUGCAACAGCAUCUUCUUUUAGAUCAUUAGAUGACAUCAGCGCCAGCGUCUGGUAUGAGGUAUCAAGUAGUUGUCGGACAGGGACAGUUUCUUUCGACACAAUAGGGCGGGAUAAGUGAGUGUCGUGUGUUAAACUUCCCUGUCCCGGAACCCUUACACUCUAACGGCAUCCAUGCUUCUCUUACGGCUCAGAUACUACAUCUGAAGGGGAAAACAAAUCCCCCCAAAACGUUUAUACAGAACCCAGCAAAAGCGGGAUAUUGCCGGAACCUUGUGUGCUGCCUUUCACACGACGAUACGCCAUCCCACCGUCAGAUAAUUAUUUCUCGAAAAUCUGCAAUUGCUUUCGACAUAAGAGAAGUGAGGUGUCGGGUGUUAAACUUCACACCCCUUUUUCCCGGGCAUUGAGGACUACGCUUACACACAGGCGCCGUCCCACCUCUUUUACGGCUCUUGCCUCUUUCUUACAGAGAUCCUGCUAAAAUUCCCACAACAGACGACCCGGCAUUUUACACAGAAAAUUGCUGAGUCGACUUUGGACUCCCAUUUCCGUGUCCAUACCGGCCAAUAGAAGGCAGUGUAAAAGGGGCUGUUGUUAUGAUUAUAUUACCUCACAUGCACUCAAAUGACCCACCGAUGCAAUCAUAGUCCACUCAACACACACACACACAUUGCACUUUACGGCAUGAACACACAUCAUACGCACACAUUCUACAGGCCAACCUUUAUCGCACACAAAAAGCACAAUACUUUUUUACCUUUUUCUACCUUUUUUUUUUUUAGCUUUUUUUUUCUGUUUUUUUUUUUUUUUUUUUUUUUUCCCACCACUCUUUAGUCACCAGUCCCGAGGAACAAUCACGUCCCCCUUCAUCGCCGCUCGCUCUCCAGUCACCGGCACAAUGAGUUUGCGGUUCUGCUGAUCACCAAUGUGUGUGUGUGUGUGUGUGUGUAUAAUAUAUAAAUAUGUAUACACGUAGUUGAAACCAGAAGUUGACAUGCACUAUAUAAAAGACACAUACGCUGUUUUUUUUUUUCCUUACUGUCUGCCUAAACUUUUCCAGUUGUAGGUCUAUUAGAUGACCAAAAUUGUUUAGAUUUUUUAAAAUGCCCUGAAUAAUUAAAUUGUUUUUUUUGUUUGUUUUUUUUUAAAGACAAUUGACCUAAAACAGUAACAUUUUUGUUUGAUUUCAUGUCAGUGAGAAAAUAAAACAGCCCAUGUGUCUGUAUAAGGACACUAAACUGACACACACACACACACACAAAACAUUAAAAAAAAAAAGCACAGCUCUUUUGAGAGCUCUUUACGUGUGCAGCAGAAUCAACAGGAAAGGAGAAAAAAAUGUAACCCACUGGUGAAAACGUCAUCACCGGUGGGAAGGGAAAUGUCACAAUGUACUGUAAUAUAUAUACACUGCUUGCAUAUAUGCGUAUAUAUAACUGUAUUUGUUGCAUCCAAUUGUCAUUUCACUUAAAGAAAUGAUCAUUUCUUUCCUUUGACGUGUUGUAUAUUUUUGCACCACAACGUGAGGUCCUCUUUUAAAGUCUGCAUUAUUAUAAAAGUCUGCAUUGUGAUACCGUAACAGAGCAGGAGUCCCCAAACUUAUCCCGUCAUUUCCGUAACAUAAUAAAACCACCUGACUGAUCAAAAUGAACCUGUGACCCAUUUUGGGCCCACAACGCUCAGUUUGGGAAACCCUGUCAUAGAUGUACUUUUUACUUGUUAGAUAACAGGCAUUCUCAGAUGUACUACCUCCCAACCCCCCCCCCCCCCCCCCUUUUCUUUUAAAAUAUUCACUCAUUAAAAAAAAAAAUUUAAAUAAAAAAAAAUUGGUCACAUCAACGACAAGCGUGUUUAGCGGUGGGAUAUUCAACGAAAAGUAAGGCACUGUAAUUAGUAGGGAAAACAAAUAAGAUUUUUUUUUUUAAUUGUAUCAAUAAAUGUUUACAAAACAAUAUAUAACAAUAUGACACUGAAUCACAAUGUCGAAGCGAAACUAGCAAACUAACUGCUAGUUUGCUUCCCGUUUUGGGGUGUGUGUAGCUUUAAUAUGCGCAUUAGCAAACCUCCCACCGGUGCACUGAGGCGACACUCAUGAUAUAAUAUACCAAUAUUCAGAUAGUGACGUUCUUUUAAUGUUUAAAUUAUCCUUAUCGUGUUUGACUAUUUAACUGUGCCGCUGUGAGUGAUACGCGCGUACACACCUGACGUCGCGCCACACCGUACCAGCUAGCUAGAGGGCGUAUGAAUAAUUGCAAAACGUUUUCGUUUUUUUUUUUUAAUGCUUUAAUGUUUUUGGCUAGGAAGCAUUUAUUUCACCACAAACAAAUUACAGUAUACACAAUGUGCUAAAUCCGCAAUAGGUGAACCGCGAUACAGCGAGGGGAAACUGUACUUCAUUUUCAGUUGCACAUAAUUUAAAAGUGUUGAACUGAUUUUAACCGCGUGCAACCGGCCUGCAUCUUCAAAUCAAGUACAUAUUUUUAAAAAUACGUUUUUCUUUCCGUAAUCCACGAUUCCACGCCAAUAAACUCGUCCGACUUCCUCUCCCUGCUGUCUCUUCCUGUCCUUUUUUCUGCGCUUCUUGUUGGGGACCAAUCGGCAGGAACAGGAAGUCCCGAGCUACAAAUGACGCCUUCCUAUAUUUAUUUCUCUGCUGCGUGUGUGCGCGCUGUUGUUCCACAUUCGAUGCCGUCGUCGGCGUGAGUCACCGACACAAACGUACUAUAAACAUAAACACAGCCGCGUCAAUAAACCCAUUCAUUCCAAUGUUCCUCACAGAGAUCCCUCGUUUUACUUGUAUUUUUUGAAAAGAAAUUUACAAGUGGGUUGCACUUCUCACAGGUCCUUGUAGAUAGCUGUAAAUAAAUAGCGUUCCGAGGAAGGCAGAGACUUAAAAAGGCGCAACCGGGAAAUUCGUACGGAGCCCGGAGAAGGGGGGGGGGGGGGGGAAUGGGAAACGGUACGAUUUUCCUUGGUUUUUUUUUUGGUCCCCCUGGCGUCACACGUUGCCACGGCGACGAGCUGCAGCAGGGGGGAAACCGCGACUCGUCGAUUGUGCUUUUGGGGGGAUC
Phyllopteryx taeniolatus (common seadragon) is the source of this 7570-nucleotide messenger RNA. RefSeq names its product DIRAS family, GTP-binding RAS-like 1b (gene diras1b). NCBI's taxonomy places the organism in Eukaryota, Metazoa, Chordata, Actinopteri, Syngnathiformes, Syngnathidae. Gene Ontology annotation, biological process: signal transduction. Gene Ontology annotation, cellular component: plasma membrane. The record is from RefSeq and is a predicted model, not a curated record. The transcript is spliced from 3 exons. The coding region runs from base 2514 to 3110 and encodes 198 amino acids. Gene Ontology annotation, molecular function: GTPase activity; GDP binding; GTP binding.